GCAACCAGCAUAAUAAUUUUUGUUCGUCGUGAAAAUUGAAAUAUAACAAAAUGACAGGUGAAAACACAGACAUUAUAACCAUGGAGCCUCCUCACAUCUAUGUGGAAAGAACAUUAGCGCUUAUUAAACCUGACGUUAUUAACAAGUCCGAAGAAAUAGAGGAUAUUAUACUCAGAUCUGGAUUUGCAAUUUUACAGAAAAGAAGAGUUCACUUAACUCCAGAGCAGGCAAGUGACUUCUAUGCUGAACAUUAUGGGAAAAUGUUUUUCCCCAGCUUGGUUGCCUAUAUGAGUAGUGGUCCAAUCAUGGCUCUGGUGUUGGCUAGAGACCAAGCAAUCAGCUACUGGACAGAACUGGUAGGGCCAACGAAUACAUUCAAAGCAAGAGAAACACAUCCUGACUGUUUGCGUGCAAUUUAUGGAACAGAUGACCAAAGAAAUGCUCUGCAUGGAAGUGACUGUUUCUCAACAGCACAGAGAGAAAUCAGAUUCUUCUUCCCAAACAGUGUGAUAGAACCUGUUGCUACUGGCGUGGCUGCAGUAGACUACCUGUCAAAGACGGUCAACCCAACUUUAUUGAAGGGUCUCACGAAUCUCUGCAAACAGAAGCCAGAGGAUCCAGUGAUAUGGUUAGCUGACUGGCUGAUAGAAAACAACCCCAAUAAGCCACGUGUUGCACAGAUGAUUGUGGAGGAACCAAAGUAGAGACAGUGUAUUAAUGUUUAAAACUGUUCAUUGUAUACAUACUGUGAUGGGGAAAUGGUUAUUGUAUUUGGGUUUACAGACCUUUAUACGGCAAAUGAAGACAUACAAUAUGAAAGACUACUAGUACAUAUUUAAGAAAAAUACAUUAACAAUUUUGUUUUAACUUCUACAUUUUGGAAUUUCUGAAUUUUAAAAGUUAUGUUUCUUGCAAAAAUGCUUCCAAUAAGUUAGUUCUCAAAAUGUCUAAUUCUGUUGUUUACUUAACAAAAUUUAUAUAUCUGUUUUGUUCAAGAAUUAAGUUGAAAAUCUAAACUGUUUUUGUUUGUGAUAUUGUUUUCAUUUUCAUGUACCGGGUAUAUCAAAUUAAUUCCAGUGUAGAAAUCUGACAGAGACAAUUUUAACCACUUGGGAUUUUUUUUUAAUCAUGCGUCCAUUAGUGUUGGGAAUCGAUUGGAAUUUCAGAAUACAUUAUUGGGUAUGAUCAGUUUGAACCAAACACAAUCAGUUAGAAUUAUAUGAACAUAAGGAUUUGAAUUGAAGUACCAAAUUUGCAAGUUAGUUGUGCAAAAAUUGAUCUACAACAGCAUUUUUAUCAUUAUCAGGUAUUUACUAUGUUCUUAUUUGUACUACAUGUGUAUUGCUGUUUCCAGAUGGUCUGAAUUCCGAGGGCUGUCCCAUGGAAUGAUCUUUCCAACUGAGGAAGCUUAAUUCAGGCAUCCACAAAUUCAAUAUUUACAUCACCUGAAAAAGGGGUUAUACCCCACCAAAAAUUUACAUAUCUUAUUUUGGUUUGCAUAACCUUUUAUUUAUUUUUUAAAUAAAAAAUAAAUAAAAAAGAAAGAUACAUUGCCAAAACUGUUCAUUGAAGAAAUUAUACAUGUACAGGUCUGUUAUGCUAAAAAGAAGUGCAUAGCCGAUGAACAUAGAACAUUUGUUGCUCGUGAUGUGACUGGAAUUGGAUCCUGAAAUGUAAUAUAUUUUACCAUAGUUGUAUUGUGAGAAAUUAUUUCAGUCGGACUGUCGAAAAAGAUAAACCCAUGUCUUACAUAACGUACUUUUCAGUUUGUUGGUUAAUAUUAAAUCUCAAUUCAUCACCGUCACCAAAAACUUAAUUUAAUUUCAAAAUGUUUUGACAGUCAUAUUCAAUUGUACUUUUUUUCAUGUUUCUGACAAUGUUUUUAUAUAAUAGAUUAUGGAAUAUAAAAUCUGCAGUUAUUAAAAUUUGAAAACUAAAAAAAAUAACUAUUAAAUGUAAAAGAAUAAAAAUUAACUGUAGGUAUUUAUUAUUGAAAUAUCAAAUGUAAUUAUUGUUAUCACCAAUUGUUAAUAUUUGAACUUGUAAUUAAAAAAUAUAAUAAAUGUAUAUUUGUAAUACCUGC
Gigantopelta aegis is the source of this 2083-nucleotide messenger RNA. Its product is annotated as nucleoside diphosphate kinase homolog 5-like. The record is from RefSeq and is a predicted model, not a curated record. NCBI's taxonomy places the organism in Eukaryota, Metazoa, Mollusca, Gastropoda, Neomphalida, Peltospiridae. The transcript has 5 exons. Gene Ontology annotation, biological process: spermatid differentiation; UTP biosynthetic process; GTP biosynthetic process. Gene Ontology annotation, molecular function: nucleoside diphosphate kinase activity. The coding region runs from base 51 to 704 and encodes 217 amino acids.